Lottia gigantea (owl limpet) is the source of this 990-nucleotide messenger RNA. RefSeq lists its product as hypothetical. Gene Ontology annotation, cellular component: plasma membrane. NCBI's taxonomy places the organism in Eukaryota, Metazoa, Mollusca, Gastropoda, Lottiidae. The transcript has 4 exons. Gene Ontology annotation, biological process: neuropeptide signaling pathway. The annotation marks the transcript as partial. The record is from RefSeq and is a predicted model, not a curated record. Gene Ontology annotation, molecular function: neuromedin U receptor activity.
GACGAAGUGUCAUAUCUUAAUUCAAUCUUAGGUGAAAAAUACAUAAGCAAACCGGCAGUGGUGUGCCUAACUUUGAUAUAUGCUGUAAUAUUUGUGACUGGUGUUUUGGGAAAUGUUUUUACUUGUAUUGUGAUUCUUAAAAACAAAUCAAUGCAUACGACCACCAAUUAUUAUUUACUCAGUUUAGCUGUAUCUGAUAUAACUACAUUACUUCUGGCUCUACCUCCAGAUGUGUCCAGUAUAUGGGAAGCUUAUCCUUGGAGAUUCGGCACCUUUUUCUGUAUUGUGAAAUCUUUUAUAUCGGAAAUGACGUCAUAUGCCUCAGUGUUAACUAUAACUGCCUUUACAGCAGAGAGAUACGUGGCCAUAUGUAGACCAUUAUUAUCCCAAUCUUUAUCCAGUUUAUCAAGAGCUGUAAAAAUCAUCAUUUCUGUAUGGAUUAUUGCCUGUCUCUGUGCUUUGCCUUAUCCUGUUCAUACUCGGGUAUUUUACGAGGUGCUUCAUCCGGAAACAGGUGAACCAUUGACAGAUUCUUUAUUGUGUAAUAUACCUGCUAAAUGGAGAUCUGGUAUGAGUUACAUGUUUCAGUUUUCUACCUUUGCGUUUUUUAUCAUUCCUAUGAUAGUUAUUUCUAUAGUGUAUAUAUUAAUUGGUGUUGAAUUAUGGAACUCUCAGUUGGGGAUUGACAAUAAUAAAAAUAAACAAGCAGCUAUACAAGCAUCGAAUGCAAGAAAAGCCGUGCUGAAAAUGUUAGUUGCAGUAGUAAUUGCCUUCUUUUUAUGUUGGGCUCCAUUCCACGCUCAGAGAUUAAUGACAAGCUAUGUUUCCCAAUGGACGAAUCGAUUGUUAGAAAUACAAACUUGGUUAUUUUAUGUAUCUGGUGUAUUGUACUUUGUUAGUUCAACUGUAAAUCCUAUACUUUAUAAUGUGAUGUCAAGGAAAUACCGACAGGCCUUUAAGAGAACAUUAUGUCGUUGUUGCCUUGGAAAC